Messenger RNA from Zeugodacus cucurbitae (melon fly), 2528 nucleotides. RefSeq lists its product as uncharacterized. Gene Ontology annotation, biological process: regulation of translational initiation. Gene Ontology annotation, molecular function: translation activator activity; protein binding; RNA binding. Gene Ontology annotation, cellular component: cytosol. The transcript is spliced from 7 exons. The coding region runs from base 180 to 1850 and encodes 556 amino acids. The record is from RefSeq and is a predicted model, not a curated record. NCBI's taxonomy places the organism in Eukaryota, Metazoa, Arthropoda, Insecta, Diptera, Tephritidae.
UUAAUUGAACUGAAGUUUCAACAUUAAAAAGUUAUAUUUUGAAAAUUGUGUUGGAAUAAAAAAAAAACCAAAGAUUUUUAUAAUUUCACAAAAAAAAGUGUUGUAAGUUGUAAACAAUUAGAAAAGUAAAACCUAUUAGACACGUGGUCAAAGUUGCCAAUUACAAAUAAAAUAUUGAAAUGGCUGAACAAGUGGAACAAUCACAACAAGCUACACAGCACCUCAACAAUCAACAAAAUGACGCGCGUAAAAUACGCAAAUCACCGGAAUUUCAAGCGAUGCCCAAUAUCACACCUGGCGCCAUACUCAGAGAACGCAGUUUUGUGCGCACCUCCAAUCAACAGAAUAUCAACAAAAGGCGUAGUCUUGCUUUCAAUGUGCAAACUGGUGCAAAUCAACACGGGCAAAUACGUGGAAAACCUGCUAUAGACAUCUAUAGACCACCGAAUGUUCGCAAUGAUGGCGCCUCUUCACCGGCAGCCUUGAACAGGUUAAACAUUAAUGCCCAGGAGUUUUCAAUGGGUAGCUCGAAUGCGACGCGCACCACACCUCCACGUGGAGAUGCAAAUAGGGCUGGAGAUAGUCGUUCGUCGGCGGUCAUCUACCCAACGACAUCUUCGCCACAAGGUUUAGUGCCACAAUCCAAAUCAUCGGUGGCACUGCAUCAGCAAAUGCAAUAUAUGGCAGCCACAAAUGCGAUGGCCAAUCGUCGCCAGGCUGGACUCUCACUUGGCAGCAUGCCCAUGACAACUAAUCCGAUCGGCAAUAAGAUGCAUCACGUCGGCGCUCAUCGUCCCAUUUUGGUUACGCAUUCACAUCCAAUGGCCGUGAAUCGGUUUUCUGGUGGUGUUGCACAACAAAUUCCGCUGAUUAACUCGCCAUCCAGUGGCAAUAUAUUACACCAAACAGCGAACACGAAUCGUGUGAAAUUUGCCAAUGAACCGCACAAACAUCACAGCCACAAGAACGGACAAAAUCAUCUUAGUCACGACUAUCAACAGCAGCAACAACAAUUGAAUGCCAUGUCGCAAUAUGCCGCCGCCAAUGGCAUAAGCGAUUCGUAUAUAAAUGUUAGUCCACUACAGCGUUCGAAAUCUCUAUCUUCCGCGGACGCAUUAACACGUGGCAUUGCUGGCCUUGGUUUGGCUUUGGGCAAUGAGGUCACCGACAUCGGUCAGUUCAGCCCUGAGAUACAGGCGUUGAUCGACACGGCUUUGGACGAUCCCAAUAAAUUGAAUUCGCGUGCACUUAUGGAACUGACGUCACACUUCAUUAAACGUGCUGUUGAAGGUCGCCGCUAUGCGUUGCCCAUAUCACGUCUCUGUCUUAAUAUUAUAGCUAAGGAACAGAAGGAGACUUUCUUGGAAGCCCUAUUGAAUACAUGCCGACAGUGGUAUCAGGAGCGUGAAAAGUUACUAUACUCCAUACAAGGCAUGAAAUCACCUUCCCGUCUACGCUUUACCGCUUUUAUGGCUUUCCUUACGGAAAUGUUCUGCCAGCUGAAGCGUCGUCAAUUACAACUUCGUACCCAACGUGAAGGUGCACCGCCGCCAUUGGUCCUACUUACGUUACUCUCCAAAUGCUGCGAAGACUGUGUCAUGCCACCAGUGCGUUCGCUAUCCGAGAUUGAAUGCCUUUUCUAUGUUCUAACCUGCAUCGGGCAAGAUAUGGAAUUGCAACUGCCACAACAAUUGGAAUUGCUCUUGUCGCUGGUGCGUGAUGCUUUCUUGAAUGCAAGUGAUGCCGCACCGGCCAUCCGUCGCACCUUGUUGCAAUUAAUUGAAUUACAGGCGUCACACUGGCAAUUGCCCGGAAACACUGUCUUAUACUACUAUCCAUCGGCAAAGUAGUGAAAAGGCCAACAAAACAACUCACAACUCAACUAACACUUGAACCAGACUCAACUUUUGUUCGCAUACUCUUCUUGAAACUGAAACUGAAAUUUAAACUGCUCAGUAUGCCGUAUGCGGCGCAGCGGCUUCGUGUCCACGCAAUCAUUUCAAAUUUUUAUUAUGUACUCGUACACUGUAUGUGGCACUUUACUGUUAUAUUAAUACUUAUACAGUUGUGCCUGUUAUUAUAUUUAUUUUUAUUAUGAAAUAAGACAAGAAAGAAUAUUUUUUUGUGAAAGCAUUUACUGAAAAUGAUGCAAAUUGUAUUAAAACAAGCAACGCGUUUGCGCUGACUUGUGAGUAGAAAAGCCAACAUUAGUAGUAAUUUUAGGCUGACUAUGCACACACAUACACAUACAUAUAUUAUAUAUUAACCGUAAUUUGGCAAACGUACUAACCCUAAAGAUAGUCAGAACACAGACACAGAAUGACAUGACAUCAAUAAAAAAAAAACUCAUUGGAAAACAAUUUCUACAUUUUUAUUAUGUAGGAAAAAAGAACGCAAUUUUAUUUUCUUAAAUAAGUGGCAAUAAGUUUCGGAACAUUUACAUGCACUCACGCAAAUGUACUGUGGCAGACUUCAAUUAUUAUACAAUAAUAUCAUAAGUGUUUUUUGUCAGUGCAACUUUAUACACU